CAGAAGAAAAAAAAAUGGAAAAACUGUUCCUAGUUGGUCUUCUGUUGUUUGCAUAUCAUUCUACAAUGCCUGCUAUUUACUCUGAUACUGGGAGUUUUCUUCAAGUUCAGCUACUACGAAAUGCAGGGGGUGAGCCACGUGGACAACCACGUGAUCAAGACAUGUCCUUUGCUAUGCAUCCUAUGAGGCCACUUCAUGCCUCUUUAAUAUCACAACCAUCGGCAACUGGUCGAACCGAUGCCAAUGCUUCCAAGUGGGAUCGAGCUAUUCCUGUCAAUGUUGGCCCCACCUUGCAUUAUCAUCCACGUGCUAGUCAAGUCGUACCUUUUGGCUAUCAAUCGUCAGCCAACAGGUUUGGAGAUGCCAAUGCGGGACCUUCUACUAUAUCUCAAGCAGCUGCUGAUGAAGGAUCAAGGACAGGAAUCAAAGGAUCCGGAAUAUUGAGGUCCAUUAAUGUGAGUGGUGGAGUCUCUGAUAGAAGCCUUUCUGGUGUACCAUUAGGUGGUGCUAAGCAGAAACCCGGGCUUCACUUGUCUGACCUCGAAUCUUCUAACCCAAGUCGGCAAGGACUGACAUCCGCUGGAUCUCAAAUGACUAUAUUUUAUGGGGGUCAAGCCCAUGUUUUUGAUAAUGUCCAUCCCAACAAGGCAGAUGUUAUAAUGGCCUUAGCUGGAUCAAAUGGAGGAUCUUGGUCAACUACCUAUGCUCCAAAAUCUGUAGCGAGGCCAUUAACUGGAGAAAAUGGUUCACCUAAAGCAGAGAAUGAGGUAACCAAGGGCAGUAACUUAGCUCUAAUUAGGGAGUUGCAUGCCAGGUCAUCUGGUAAAGGCGGUUCCCUUCACGGUUUUGGUUCUGGUGAUCAAAUUUCUGUUCCUCAAGGUAUUCAUCGAGGGGCUAGCAUAAGUACGGAAGCAAAAGCGGCACUGCAAGCAGCAUCAAAUAGUGCUGAUGAAAAACGAGAAGUGUGAUGCAAAUUCCGUAUUGUCUAAACAAAAAUGGGCUGGCGUUAUCACAAAUCAGGCGUAUUGCUCGUUUUCUUUUCCUUUAUUUUUCACUACUUCACCCCUAGAAACCAGCUGCACUAGAUAUCAAAGCCAAAUUUCCAAUCUUGUACUGCGCUUUGUUUAGUUCUUGAAUCAAUGGAAGUUUAGUUGGUUCUUCCAAAAGAAAUGCCAGAUGUUUUAUAGGUUUGUUUAGACCUUGAACUCUCAAGGCAUUUAUGCUUCAUCUGUUCACUAUGUGCAGCAGAUCCAAUGCUGAAGCCAAGGAUGUUUUCAGAAAGAAGUUUUAUCACUUAACUGAAUUCAGUUUUUGCUUCUUUUUGGAGUGAAAUUGCCCGAGUAGCGUGGAAUGGCUACAGGGGAUUCAUAUAUCUUGAGUUUUAGUUGAUUGAGUUUUUGGCUUCUUAAUCUAGAACAUUUUAUUC
Nicotiana tabacum (common tobacco) is the source of this 1426-nucleotide messenger RNA. Lineage: Eukaryota; Viridiplantae; Streptophyta; Magnoliopsida; Solanales; Solanaceae. The record is from RefSeq and is a predicted model, not a curated record.